UAUCAGCAGAUUUUCGAACACUGCAAAGUAAAUAUGGCUACUUGCGUUUGUACUAUUUUACAGUGAAUACAUAAUUCAGAAUUUAUAAUUAUUUAUGAAAAAAAAUUAUCAUUAGCUAAAAUACUGUAAAUAACAUGUUGUCCCGUACUUAUUCUUUAUUUAGUGGAAUGUGCAUUAGAAGUAGUCGACGAACAAUAAUAUCAGCUGCUACGAAAGAUGUAGCGGAUCAGACAAAUGUUUCGUCGUUUCGUAUUGCGGAAUCUAACCCUGAAGAACACGAUGAAUGUUGUUUAAAUCGUAUUUAUACGGUUCCUUCAGAUAUUACAACAUUAUUAAUGGCAAACACGACACUUGAAUUAAAAAAGCAAGCACAAAUUUUCAGAGAACUAGGCAUUUUAGUAAGGCAACCUGCAAUUGAAAUGAUAUCAUACUUGGAACAAACUGAUUAUACGAAGCCUAUAAACAAAUAUGUUCUUUAUGGUAAAAAUGGAGCAGGAAAAACAACAAUAUUAUUACAUUUGAUUCAUUAUGGUCUUGCAAAAUACUUUUUUGUACUUCAUUUACCAUGGGUUCAAAAUUGGUUUCGAUAUGCUAGGGACGCUACUGCAUCUCCUCUGGAACCAGAUAAACUAGACUUACCUGAAUCAGCAACAAAAUGGUUAAAGUAUAUAAAACAGUUAAACAAUGUGUCAUUAUCACAGCUUGAUUUGAAGACCACUAAGGAAUAUACAUGGUCCCAAAGAGAAGUUACAAAACCUGGAGAUUCACUUUCUAAUCUUAUUGAAUUUGGGAUACAGAGAACUAAAUUUGCUUGUGGUGUUAUUAAUGCUUUGGUGGAUGAGCUCAAAAUAGCCAGUACAGCAGGAAAAUGUAAAACAUUAGUUGUUAUAGAUGGUUUUAAUGCUCUUACAUCUGACAUUACACAUGUACGUGAUGAAAAUCGUGUAUAUGUACCACCUGAUAAGAUAUCGAUAACAUCUGCAUUUUUAAGUAGCGUAGACUACAAUUGGUGUAAUGGUGCUGCAGUAUUAACAGUAGAUAAAAAAGCAAACAGAGAUAAAAGAGAUUCUGAUUAUCCAACAUAUUUACUUGGUAAGAAAGGGUUUGAACAUUUAGAUCCCUUUCUUCCCAUUUGCGUCGACGAGUAUUCAGUACAAGAAUUAGAAACUAUCCUAAAAUAUUAUAAAGAUCGAAAAUGGAUCAGAAACGUUAGUCCUCAAGGACAAAAAGAAUUGGAAUUACUAUCCAAUAAAAAUCCACUCAUGCUUUGGACACUUUGCAAACCAUUAUAUUAAAAUCACGUUAUAUGCAAAUAAAUGUUGUUUUUCAGAAAUUGAUUAA
Bombus pyrosoma is the source of this 1341-nucleotide messenger RNA. RefSeq names its product 28S ribosomal protein S29, mitochondrial (gene mRpS29). The transcript has 6 exons. The record is from RefSeq and is a predicted model, not a curated record. Gene Ontology annotation, cellular component: mitochondrial small ribosomal subunit; mitochondrial ribosome. Bases 135 to 1295 code for a protein of 386 amino acids. Gene Ontology annotation, biological process: apoptotic process. Gene Ontology annotation, molecular function: structural constituent of ribosome. NCBI's taxonomy places the organism in Eukaryota, Metazoa, Arthropoda, Insecta, Hymenoptera, Apidae.